This is a messenger RNA of Carcharodon carcharias (great white shark), 1359 nucleotides long. It is a transcript of the gene ndufa9a, whose product is annotated as NADH:ubiquinone oxidoreductase subunit A9a. The coding region runs from base 88 to 1227 and encodes 379 amino acids. The record is from RefSeq and is a predicted model, not a curated record. NCBI's taxonomy places the organism in Eukaryota, Metazoa, Chordata, Chondrichthyes, Lamniformes, Lamnidae. Gene Ontology annotation, cellular component: mitochondrion. Gene Ontology annotation, molecular function: protein-containing complex binding. The transcript is spliced from 11 exons.
UGUAUAUUGACUCCUCCCCCUGAAGCUCACAGUUGACAUCGUGGAGCCUCGUUCGGUGAUUGGGUGUUUGGUGUCAGCUGAUGCAAGAUGGCGGCGGUGUUAAGUGUUGGGGUACGGGCCCGUGUCCUCCCAAUGUCAGGGUCUGUUUCACCUGGUUUGGCCUCGGCCGUGUCCAUUUUGAUUCAGAAAAGGAAGGUUCACCAUUCUCUCAUUCCUAGAGGUAAAGGUGGACGUUCAUCUUUUAGUGGGAUUGUGGCUACAGUUUUUGGAGCAUCUGGAUUUGUUGGCCGAUAUGUGGUAAACAGGCUCGGGCGGAUUGGCUCUCAGGUAGUGAUCCCAUAUCGCUGUGAUGCAUAUGACGUUAAUCAUCUCAAACCCAUGGGUGAUCUGGGACAGCUGACCUUUCUAGAUUGGAAUCCUAGAGAUAAAGCUUCCACCAGACGAGCUGUGGAACAUUCCAGUGUUGUUAUUAACCUUGUUGGACGGGAAUGGGAAACAGGGAACUUCAAGUUUGAGGAUGUCCAUGUCAAAAUUCCACAGGAUAUUGCUCAUGCAUCCAGGGAAGCCGGAGUUGAAAAAUUAAUCCAUGUUUCUCACUUGAAUGCUCACAUGAAGAGCAUUUCAAAGCUUCUAAGAACAAAGGCUGUUGGAGAAAAGGUUGUGAGAGAAGAAUUCCCAGAUUCCAUUAUCAUCAAGCCAUCUGAGAUAUUUGGAAGAGAAGACAAAUUGCUAAAUUAUUUUGCAAACUUGCGCUGGUUUGGACGUGCCACACCCCUUAUUUCUUUGGGCAUGAAGACUGUAAAGCAACCUGUAUAUGUGGCGGAUGUGGCCAAAGCAAUUAUAGCUGCUAUUAAAGACCCUGAUUCCAAUGGAAAAUCAUAUGUUAUAGUUGGGCCCCAUCGAUACCUUCUUCAUGACUUUGUGAAAUAUGUAUAUGCUGUUAUGCAUAGACCAUUUGUACCAUACCCAUUGCCAAGACCUAUCUAUCAUCUUAUGGCGAGGAUCUUUGAAAUAAGCCCAUUUGAUCAAUGGACAUCUCGUGACAAAAUUGACAGGUUGCACAUCACAGACAUGAAGUACCCUGACCUUCCUGGUCUGGAGGACUUGGGAAUAACCCCAACACCUGUUGAACACAAAGCAAUUGAAGUUUUGCGACGUCAUCGCAGGUACCGCUGGUUGGACACUGACCUGGAGGAUGCAAAGCCAGCAACACCUGUGACUUACUAAUGUGUGCUGAAUGAGAUACUCUUUGUGGGUUCCUGAAGGAAGUGAUUACCACAUCCCACCUACUUUGACAGUAAUGUACAUAAAAGUUGGGUUGUCCAGUUUUAAAGAAAUAAAUUCAAAUAUUUAAAUGUU